Dermatophagoides pteronyssinus (European house dust mite) is the source of this 703-nucleotide messenger RNA. It is a transcript of the gene Sld5, whose product is annotated as DNA replication complex GINS protein Sld5. Gene Ontology annotation, biological process: DNA-templated DNA replication; double-strand break repair via break-induced replication. The record is from RefSeq and is a predicted model, not a curated record. Gene Ontology annotation, cellular component: GINS complex. Lineage: Eukaryota; Metazoa; Arthropoda; Arachnida; Sarcoptiformes; Pyroglyphidae.
UUUUUUUGAAAAGGAAGAAAAAAAUUUCACAUCAAAAAAAAAAAUGGACAACAAUCUGGAAACACCGAAACAAGUUUAUAGUAAAUUUCUUGAAAUUAUUGCCAAUGAAAAUGAAAGUCCGGAAUUAUUGGAAUAUGAAGAAACAAUUGUUGAUUGUAUGAUUGAACAAAUUGAACAUAUGGAAAAUAAUAUUUCCAGAUUGAAAAAUCGUUUAGAAACAUUUUGUAUUGAACAACAUCGAACCGAAAUUGAUCGUUUACAAUAUACGGUUAAUGUUUAUCUACGUACACGUAUCCGAAAAAUUGAACAAAAUUGUUCAUCAAUGAUUAAAAUAUUAAAAACCGAUCAACAACGUGCACAAAAAUUAAUGUCAGCCGGUGAAAUAAAAUAUUUGGAUAGUUAUUUUAUGAAUAUUGAAAAUUAUUUGUCCGAAUCAAUUAUGGGCCGGUUAGAUAUUCCAAUCAAAGAUGCAUCACAUACAUUUAGUUUAUUAGAAUUACCGAAUGAUGAACGUGAAUUGUUUGAUAAUACAUAUGUAUUUGUACGGGCAUUGAAAAAAACUGAUAUUCUUAUUACUAAUGGUGUGGAUGGUGAACAAGAAACAAUAACUUUGGAGCCGAAUUCAAUUCAUUUUUUACCAUAUUCAUCUGUUCGUCAUUUUAUACUUAAUACUGCUAAUCAAAAUAAUGUUGUUCUAAUGUAA